AUGAAAGAGUUCGCCCUUCAGUAUGAUAUCGCCUUUAUUUUAUUCGUGCCGACUGUUCACAGUUUUGAGCAGGUUGAAACUCGCACAAAGAAGAUGAACGACAGAGCUCGGGGAUCGGGGCGACCAUCCGAAGAUCGUGGGGCGGUAUUGAAUUCAGUGCAGGACUUUCCUGGUAUCUGCGAGCUGAUCUUAGCCGCCAAAACAAAUCUCGAUUGA
Molecule: messenger RNA, 216 nt
Organism: Penicillium macrosclerotiorum
Lineage: Eukaryota; Fungi; Ascomycota; Eurotiomycetes; Eurotiales; Aspergillaceae
Exons: 2
Coding region: 1-216 (71 amino acids)
Source: RefSeq, a predicted model, not a curated record